GACUAUAAUAAUAAAUGAGACGACGACGAAUAGAAGAAGCAUUUAUUUCAGCGUUCAGACGUCAGAAGCAGUACUAUUAUUUAUUAAUUUAGACAAGCAAAAUUUUUAAGUAAAAAGAUAAUUCCCGACAAUGAUUCUGUGCAGCCUCCGCCGCGGCUUCCUCAACACCAGUGUUUCCACUCUCUCUUUGCGCUCUGUUUCUCGCUUCUCCUCCGAUUUACGUUGGCGGGGGGAAGCCUACAUGGCCAAUUGCGAUUGCCGACCACUCGCUCUACGAGAUAGAGUAGAUUUCCUGAUCCGCUUGUUGGACCUCGACACGGCGGCUAAGCACGCACGCCUUGCUCCCUUCGCGAUUGAAAGAACAAAACGUUCUGAAUUAUUUGAUGAAGACCUUGAGAACGAGGAAGCAGUGGACUGGACAUGCAGCGCAAUCGUGGUGGCCAUGUGCAAAGCCGAGAGGUAUGGAGACGCCUUGGAUUUGGCCAGUUAUUUCUUCGUCGAGCACAAGAUGAUACCCUUAAGGUAUUCUUUCAAUCGCAUACUCAAAGCCUUGUUUAAAGACUCGUCCAAAUUUCAGGCCAGAACGACCCUUCUCGGGAUUAAACGGUUGGUUCAAGACGGAGAGUUCGAUGAAGUUAUGUAUCCAUCCUGUACGAGAAAUUAUUCGUACCCGAUACGCAAGGGUUUUUGGCCUUUCGGCCAGGGUUUGGAUGUUUCUAACCGUUUGAUUCGUGGAUUUUUGGAUUUGGGGGACUUCGAAGAGGCCCAUAAACUCUUCGAGGCACUAAAGGUUAGAGACGGCUACUACAAUCUUGGAAAUACUGCGAAAUUUAUGGAGUACUGGCUCAAGCAAGGAAUUAUGAAGGUGAUAGACGGGGAACCGACUGGUACACAUGCACUCCUUCAAGUUUUGUUAGACUAUGGCAAGAAAACCGAAGCUUGGGAAUUGUUUGACCAUCUUUUAGAUGACAAGAAACUGAGUUUCUGCUGUGAUACAGAUACACUAAAUCUAAUGGUGAAUGAGUGCUUCAAGAUGGGUCGGUUUUACGCGGCCAUCCACACUUUCAAGAGGGUCCGGCCUCACAACAUGAAGCGACAGUGCCAACAACAGGAGAAACUCUAUGAAAACAUCAUCGCUAGGUUUUGCGAGGUUGGCUUGCUGUAUGAGGCAGAGCGUUUCUUUGCCGAAAUGCGGUCGCUAAACACCAUAAGCCCUGACGUUUCCUCAUAUACUACAUCGAUGGAUGUGUAUAUUAAAGCAGGAAGAGUGGAGGAUGUUGUCCGAAUCUCAAACCAGAUGGUUGAUCAUUUUCUGGGCCAUGUCGCUCAGCUCUCAUUUGAGCCGGUCCAGAUCGGAACCUGGUGAAGCAAAUGCUUUAGGCAUCAUAUUUUCUUUGUAAUUUUAGGGCAUCAAUUUUUACCGAGUUCUUAAAAACAACGUGGGUGUAUUGGGAGGAAUCGUCUCCAAAGUCCCUAAAACUAAAUCGAAAAUCUCAAAACUCCCCCAUCUAAUUAAAAUUUAUUUUUGAUUUAUUUAAAAUCCGAAAAAUUGGUGUUUUACUCUCUUACCCUACAAAAAUAAGAAAAAUUACAAAGAAAACUAGGGUUUUAUCCACCCACCCAUAACAAAAUCGGAUCUAACCCAAUCUCCUCUCUCUCCUCUUUCUAACUCGAUUAAAUCCCUAAAUUAAAAGAGAAAUUACAAACCGCUCUUUUUCUUCAUCGUUCUCCUUCAUCGUUCUCCUUCAUCGUUUGUCUUCAUACUUGAUAACGAGGAUGGUAAGAACAAGGUGGGGGAAAAAAAACACUAAGAUCACACAAGUAGAAGAAGGAGAGGAAGAUUCGCAAGCGGUGGUAAAAGAAGGAGGAGAGAAAGAUUCAAAAUCGGUGGUAAAAGAAGGGUUCAGAACCGUUGGUACAAGGAGGAGAUAAUCCGGUGGUAGAAAGAGGUUUUGAAUCCGGUGGUUGAAGAAGAGGGAGAGAGGGAUUCCAAUGCGGUCGUAGAAGAAGGAGCUAACGAAGAAUCCCUCUUUCCAGAAUCAAGUAAUCGAGAUGAAGUUUAAGGAGAUAACGAAGAAUCCCUCUUUAUGGAAUCAAGUAGUUCGAGCUGGGAACAAACUCGAGAAGAAGUAGAAGCCGAAGUGAGAGCGAGACCAUCGACUCAAUGGUAAGUUUGGAUUCGUAUGAACAUGUAAAAUAAAUAAAACUAGUUGGAAUUGCUCUUGAUGUCUCUCGGAAUCAAAUUUUUGUGGUAUAUAGAAGUAUAACUACGAACUAGUAUUUUGUUAUACUGGAAUAACUAGGUAGAACUAGUGUGUAAAACUAGAAUAACUAGGUAGAACGAAGAGUCUUAAUAUGAAUUUCUGAAACAAUAUAACUUGAUAAUACUUGGUAUAACUAUUUGUUGCAGGAAUCCUCCUCCUCGACACCACUAUAGCCUCUUAGAAUUUACUUCCCCUCGAGUGAGUACAACAAGAAAAUCAAGUAUCGACGAGGUGUAAUAUCCAUGAGAUGAUGUUGGUACAAGACAUUGGUAAGAAGAAAAAGAAGGGUGUUAAACCGACUGCCGUGGAGGAAGACACCAAUAACCGUAGUAAAAGAGUCUUUACAAGGUCAUGGACAUGUAGAACUAAUUUUGUGGGUGUUUGGAUGUUCUUCUUAUUUCUAUUUGUAGAACUACUUGUAAAACUUUGUUGGAUUCAUAUUACUUUUUGGAAUUUA
Molecule: messenger RNA, 2721 nt
Organism: Camelina sativa (false flax)
Lineage: Eukaryota; Viridiplantae; Streptophyta; Magnoliopsida; Brassicales; Brassicaceae
Product: pentatricopeptide repeat-containing protein At3g60980, mitochondrial-like
Molecular function (GO): protein binding
Source: RefSeq, a predicted model, not a curated record